Messenger RNA from Schistocerca gregaria, 2936 nucleotides. RefSeq names its product NADH dehydrogenase (ubiquinone) complex I, assembly factor 6 (gene sicily). Bases 183 to 1187 code for a protein of 334 amino acids. Gene Ontology annotation, biological process: biosynthetic process; mitochondrial respiratory chain complex I assembly. Gene Ontology annotation, cellular component: mitochondrion. Lineage: Eukaryota; Metazoa; Arthropoda; Insecta; Orthoptera; Acrididae. The record is from RefSeq and is a predicted model, not a curated record. The transcript is spliced from 6 exons.
AAGGAAAAUAUAAUUUUCUUCGGCUCAGGAGUAAUAUUUCUCUUCGUGGCAUAAUACUUUAGCAUCUCGACAGCUUUUCCAGCUAUUUUAUCCGAUAGUGCCUAGGGACUACAUGAAGCUCAAAACGAGAGAACUCGGGGACCCAGUGUAAUGCAAGUGCGCUGCAGAGUGGUACAAUACGCAUGUUGAUCGUUGCAGUUGGGGAGAUAGGGGGAACCGGGUGUGCAGAGGCGGCGAACUCAAAAGCUCAAAUGAAGUGCUUCGGUAGUUUACGCAGAACUUUUGGUUAUUCGGUGCCACGCAGCGAAGUAUGUAAAAAGUCAUUAAUGAAAUAUAGUACUUCCAAAGAAACUUCUUCAGGGUAUUGUGUGAAUAUGGUUAAAAACUUCGACUACGAGAAUUUCUUGUGUACAUUACUCCUCCCUAACGAUAUUCGGACUUCUGCUUUUGCAAUCCGUGCAUUUAACAUCGAGACAGCAAGAGUUCAAGAUAGCGUGAGUGAUCCACGUAUUGGUCAAAUGAGGCUGAAAUUCUGGGAAGAAACUAUUGAUAACAUUUACAAUGGACAUGUGCCAAAGCAACCAGUUGCUAGUGAACUUUAUCGUGCUAUCAAGAGGCAUACUUUAUCUAAAAGGCACCUGAAACGGCUCAUAUUGGCACGCUCCAACCAUUUUUCUACUUCGUUUCUGAGUCUCGAUGAAAUGGAGUCAUAUGCAGAAGAAUCAACAUCUCCAGUAUACUAUAUGCUUCUGGAAGCACUGGGCAUUAAAAACAUUCAUGCCGAUCAUGCUGCUAGUCACUUAGGAAAAGCACAGGGUCUUACCAACAUGGUUCGUUCGGUACCUCAUUGUGCUGAGAGAAGACUAGCACCACCAUUACCACAAGAUGUCAUGAUGGAGAAAGGUGUCUCUCAGGAAGAGAUUAUCCGUGGAAGCAGAUCAGACAACACUCGUGAUGUAAUCUUCACAGUAGCUGCCAGAGCCUCACAACAUCUUGAAAAGGCUCGCUCUAUUAAAACCAAUCUUCCAGAACCUGCCUUCAGGAUAUUUUUGCCUGGUCUACCUGUUGGUCAAUACCUAGAGAAAUUGAGACUACUUCAUUUUGAUGUAUUUGAUGCCAAAUUGCAGAGGAGAAAUAGUCUCCUUCCACUUGCCUUGUACUGGAACAGAUUCAGAAUGAAGUUCUGAAAAGUGAGACAUCAUUUUAGUUCAUAAACACUUGCUGAACUCACGCCAGCCUGCGUGAGCUAACGCCUGCAUUUCGACCUCCUUUAGUAACACGCUUGGCUCUCCUGCCAACCACAAGAAGAGGGACAAAGCAGAUGAAGAUUUAGUAGGUACGGAUACAGAUGAGGAUCACGAGGAGAAGAGUGGGCAUACUUCAGACACCGAACAAGAACAAAGUGAAUCCGAUGUUGAGUGUCUGGAGGGUAGAUUUUUUGUAUGCAAAGACAAGUCUGUAAAAUGGAAAAAGCAAAACCUGAAGAACGGCAGUACUUCAAAAGUGUAGUGCCUGUCAUCAAUUCAUUUUCUAUUUUAUUUGAUGAACGUAUAGUGACCUCAGUUGUAAAUUGCACAACAAUGUACAUAAAGUCAGUAAAAAAUAAACAUUUCAGAGAGUGAGAUGCCAAACAUAUGGCGAGAGAAGACUUACUAGUAUUUUUGGGGCUACUCUAUUUGGCUGGACUUCACAAAGCCACUCAUGUGAAUUAUAAGGAUUUAUGGGAAGACAUAAAAAUCUUUUGUCUCACAAUUUCAUGCAAAUGAUUUUUUUUUUUACUUAGUCAUAAGAUUUGAUGACAUUCGCACCUUUAAAACUAUAAGAAAACAUUAUAAAUUAGCACCUGUGAGGGACUUUCCCACUGCGAUAAAUAAUAAUUGUAAAAAUGCAUUCACCUUAAGUAAAUAUUGUACAAUUGAAGAACAGCUUCUACUUUCAGGGGAUAAUAUCCAUUUAGACAUUAUUUACUGCAAAAACCCAAAAGGUGUGGAAUAAAGGUUUUUGCACUAAUAGACGCUAGAAUGAAUUAUUUCAUCAACUUUGUAAUAUAUGCAAACACACAACUGAAGGAACUGUUUCAUCAAGACCGUGCUGUAUUAUCAGUUGUGAACAGGUCGACUGAACAUGGUGCAGGUACCAACAGGAAUAUGACUUGUGACAAUAUUAGUUACCAACUAGCUCAGCUUCUCCUUACAAGAACGUUAACAGUUGUGGGUACCAUAUGAAAAAAUAAGCAUGAAAUUCCACGAGAGUUUCAGCCUAGUAAGUGUAAAGCAAAGUAUAGCUGUGUUUCUGGAUUCACUAAAGAUGUGACUUUAGUAUCGUACAUUACUGCCAACAAUAAGACGGUAAUAGUAUUAUCAACAAUGUAUCAUGAUGAUGUCAUUGACACAUCAACUGAUGUUAAAGUGAAGUCUAAAAUAAUCACUUUAUAUAAUGGUACCAAAGGUGGAGUCGAUACAUGCGAUCAGUUGUGGACAAAUUUUAAUGUUGGUAGACAAACAAAAAGGUGUCCACCAGCUAUAUUUUUCCAUUUUCUAAAUGUAAUGCAUACAAAUGCACAUUGCUGUAUAACAUUGACCCGAAAACUGAUUACCUGCUAUGAUGAAAAUUGCUAAGGGACUUGGGAGGAACAUUGGUUGAAAAGCACAUUAGAAUGUGACAGUGUAUAGAUAAAUUACAUUUGGGAGAGGAUAUAAAACUGUCAGUAGUGGUCCCUGACGAUCCUGGACCUUCUCGUGGGAAGUGCAAAAUGAGCCUCCAAAAUCAUGACAAAAACCACACAGAAACGCUCAAGAUGCAAACCCUUUGUUUGCAAAACUCAUGCAAACAUAAUGUGUGUGAUGAUUUAGAAUGAACUGUAUUAGGAGUAUUAGUGCAAACUCGCCAUACUACAUUUUUGUUACUGCAAUUUUCAGGUUUAUUCAAUAAAAUUG